AUGAAUUCUUCACAAGCUGUGGCAUCACAGCUACAAGGCGUGAACUUUGGAUGCUUCACCACUGAGGAUGUCAGAGCUCUUUCUGCCCGACAAAUCACCAACAGCACCACCUUCGAUACCCUCUUGAACCCAGUACCCGGCGGACUCUACAGCGCGGAGCUGGGACAAUUCGGCGACAAUGCGUGCGCAACAUGUGGAUUGAAGAAUCCGCAAUGUCCUGGACACGCUGGACACAUUGAGCUGCCAGUGCCAUGCUACCACCCGACAUUCAUGGAUCAAGUGCUGAGACUGCUGCGGGCGGCGUGCAUCUACUGCGGUAGACUCAAGAUGAGACGAGUGGCGGUCGCACGGUUCAUUGCAAAGCUACAACUCGUACGAUACGGCUUGUUGAAGGAGUUGAACCAGCUGGACGAGGUGCAGUCAAAGAUCGGCAAAGGGAAGGAUGCCACUCCGGCCGGAUCUGAUGAGGAUGAGAACGAUGAUGGAGAUGCGGACGCAAAGGCAGUGGCAUUACGGUUCGAGCGAUAUGUCAAGGACGCCAUCAAGAAUGCGAAGCGAAAUGGCACACUUUCCACCGAAAAGACCGAGACCACGAACAAUGCAAGGAAACAGAUAAUACGAGAAUUCAUGGCUGCGAUCACUGUCGGAAAGAAGUGCGGAAACUGCAACGGCAUCAAUCACAAUCAUCGAAAGGAUCGAUACGUCAAGAUCUUCAGGAAACCGCUGCUGGAGAAAGAGCACAUCGCCAUGGUUCAGGCUGGGAUGAAGGCGAAGGAUCCGGUGGUGGAGAUGCGGCGAAAGCUGAGGCUGGAGAGUAGUCGCAAGCGGAAGAGAGACGAGGAUGAGGCAGUCGCAGAUCUGAGUAAUAGCUCGGAAGAAGACGGCGAUGACGUGGACAUGGACGAUUCCUCCGAGGGCGAGCCAGAGAUCGCAGGCGGCAUCGCGGACGAGUCCACUGCGAGCAAGACACAGCCUGAGAUCUAUCUCAAUCCAAGUCGAGUCCACGCACAGCUCGUGCAGCUAUUCGAGAAGGACGCGGAAGUCUUGAACCUCGUCUAUGGAGGAGACAGCCCAGGCCAUUCCGGUGUCUCAGCCGACAUGUUCUUCCUGAAUGCGUUGAUCGUUCCUCCGAACAAGUACCGACCUGAGGCAAAGACUGGCGACAAUGAGAUUGCCGAAGCACAAGAGAACUCUCUGUACAAGGCAGUGCUGAAUGCCUGCGAACGGUUGACCGAGAUCCAGCGUGAGCUCAGCGGCACAGAAGCUCCAGCAGUACCACGAUACCGGCCGAGUACCUACGCAGACUUCGAAACCACAUGGCUCACCCUGCAAGAGAGCGUCAACAGUCUCAUCGACAAAAAUCUCUCACCAUUGCAAGGUCGCGCAGGGGCACGAAACGCAGAUGGUGUCAAGCAAAAGCUGGAGAAGAAAGAGGGUAUGUUCCGAAAGUACAUGAUGGGCAAGCGUGUCAACUUUGCUGCUCGAACAGUCAUCUCGCCGGAUCCCAACAUCGAAACGAACGAGAUCGGUGUUCCGCCCGUCUUCGCCGUGAAGCUCACAUACCCCGAGCCAGUGACGCAGUGGAAUAUUGAGGAGAUGCAGGAGGCUGUGCGGAACGGAGCAUUCAUCUGGCCCGGUGCUUUGGCGAUCGAGAAUGAGAAUGGAUCCGUGUUGAAGCUGGAUCGAAAGAAUGCAGAAGAGCGGACAGCGUUGGCAAAUCAAUUGCUUGCUCCAGCAGGAAGCGGCAACACUCGUGGUACGCGGCCAAAGAAGGUCCAUCGACAUCUGAACAACGGCGACAUUGUCAUCAUGAACCGCCAGCCCACUCUUCACAAACCCUCUAUGAUGUGUCAUCGCGCCAGAGUCUUGCCCGGAGAGAAGACACUGCGAAUGCACUACGCCAACUGCAACACGUACAACGCCGACUUCGAUGGAGACGAGAUGAAUAUGCAUUUCCCACAGAACGAAUUGGCUCGAGCAGAAGCUCUCUCGAUCGCGGAUACUGACCAUCAGUACCUUUCCGCCACUGCUGGUAACCCGCUUCGAGGUUUGAUCCAAGAUCAUAUUUCAAUGUGUGUCUGGCUGACGAGUCGGGAAUUGUUCUUUGAACGAGGAGACUACAUGAACCUUUUAUACGCUGCACUUCGACCUGAAAGCGGGCACUGCGCAAAUGAUCGCCUCGAGACAAUGCCGCCAGCGAUUAUGAAGCCAAAGGCACUCUGGACUGGGAAGCAGGUGAUCAGCACGGUGUUGAAAAAUUUAACGCCACCGGGAUGCCUUGGUCUGACCGUGAAUGGCAAGAGCACAACAGCGAAGACAAUGUGGGGUCCAGGAGGAGAGGAAGAAGGCGACGUAGUGGUCAAGGACGGAGAGUUGCUGCAAGGUAUAAUCGACAAGAAGCAAAUUGGACCUUCCUCCGGAGGUCUGGUCAAUGCAAUCUACGAGGCCUACGGGCAUGCGGUCGCCGGUAAGUUCCUCAGUGUCCUAGGACGACUCUUGACCAAGCUCCUGCACAUGCGAGCCUUCUCUUGCGGUGUUGAAGAUUUGAUCUUCACACAAAAGGGUGAAGAGGACCGUCGUCAAGCAUUGGCUGGCGCACAAUCGAUCGGACUGGAGGUCUCGGCGAAGUACGUGGGCCUAGCAGAUCAGAAGCCGACAGGCGAGGAUCGCGAGCUGCAGCAACGACUGGAAGACGUUCUUCGUGACGAUGCGAAGCAACAUGGUCUUGAUCAAGUCACCAACAACGCCACUGGCAAGAUCAGCUCUGGAGUGUCGGAGAAAUGCAUGCCUGCGGGUCUUGCGAAGCCUUUUCCAAAGAACCAGAUGCAGACCAUGACUACAUCAGGUGCCAAAGGAUCCAAGGUCAAUGUCAAUCUCAUCUCCUGUGCUCUCGGACAACAAGUUCUGGAGGGUCGCAGAGUGCCUAUCAUGGUCAGCGGAAAGACACUCCCAUGCUUCAAGCCUUUCGAGUCGAACGUCCGCGCUGGAGGGUACAUUGUCGACCGCUUUCUGACAGGCAUUCGUCCACAAGAGUACUACUUUCACGCCAUGGCCGGUCGCGAAGGUCUCAUUGAUACUGCUGUCAAGACCUCCCGCUCAGGAUAUCUGCAGCGCUGUCUCAUCAAGGGAAUGGAAGGUCUGAAAGUGGAAUACGAUACAUCUGUGCGGAACACUGAGGAUGGUAGUAUCGUGCAGUUCCUGUACGGCGAAGACGGUCUUGACAUUGGCAAGGCGAAGUAUCUGUCAGACUUCAAGUUCGCCGCGGAGAACUACAUUUCGCUGUACAACAACCUGGAGAUGAACGACAACAUGGCUUCUUUGAUCAGUGAAGAAGCGAAGGAGCACAACAAGGCAGCGGAGAAGAAGUAUCGCAAGACCGGAGAUCUGGGUGCUAGCGAUCCUGCACUGGCCGUGUAUCCGCCCGCUCGACAUGCUGGAAGCAUUAGCGAGAAGCUCCUUGCAACCUCAAGAAGCUGGGUCGACACCAAUACCGAACGACUCAUCAAGGACAAGAAGCACGGGAUUGACGGGCCUCGCACGGUCUCCAAGAAGAACUUCAACGCCAUUUUGGAGAUGCGCUACCUGAGAUCCAUUGUUGAGACUGGCGAAGCAGUCGGUGUCGUCGCCGGACAGUCUGUCGGAGAGCCCAGUACGCAGAUGACUUUGAACACUUUCCAUCUGGCUGGUCACGCUGCGAAGAACGUCACCUUGGGUAUUCCUCGUCUGCGUGAGAUUGUCAUGACAGCCGCGACGAAUCUUGCUACACCCACCAUGACCUUGCGCCUGAACGAUGAUGUCGAUGUGGAAGGCGCCAAGAAGUUUGCCAAGGGCAUCAGCAAGUUGAGCUUGGGCGAGAUUGUCGACAAAGUCAGCGUGACCGAGUCGACUGGCAAGGGUGUUGCGUAUGCCGAGGCGAAGAGAUAUGAGAUCAAGCUUGAUUUCUUCCCAGCAGAGGAAUAUUCCAAGGAGUACGCCAUUACGAUCAGCGAUGUGGUGAACACCAUCGAGCAUCGCCUGUUGCCUCGCUUGCAAGCCACCACGCGCAAGGAGUUGAAGAAGCGCGGCGAUGCGAAGACGUUAAAGACUGCCAAGGACGACGCGAUGCCUGACAUUGGAAAGUCUGCCGGCGCCAUCGAGCAGGAAAGCAACCGUCCGGAGGCGAAUCGCGAGGGUGGAGAUGACGACUCUGACAGCGAGGGCGAUGAUGAUGCAACGCGCGACAAGAUGAAGAGCAACAAGCAGCAAGCUGGGUACGAAGCAUACGAAGAUGAGGACGAGCAGGUUCUCAAGCAGCGUGAUGCAACUCCAGAGCCGGAGGAGUCUUCCGAUGAAGACGAAGCCUAUGGAGGCUCACCGCGGUCAACUCCUGAUGUCGAGGACUCUUCGCCUCGCGUAUCCUCAGCCAAAGACCGCGAGAUCCGCAUCAAAUCCGACGCCAAAACGAACGACAUCAUCGCCUUCUCCUUCGACGACAAGAAGGGCGCCACCUGCUCCUUCACUCUGGAAUACGACUCCGCAACCGCAAAGAUCCUCAUGCUUCACCUUCUCGAAUCCGCCCUCCACGCCUCCCUCAUCCAAUCUGUACCCGGCAUCGCCAUGUGCAUGAUUGACGAAGAAGCCAUGAAUGAAGCCAAGAAAGAUGGCAUUCACUCCGACGCCAUCCUCGCCGCUUCGGGCGUCAACAUCCCGGCCAUGUGGGAAUUGCAACACAUCAUCCACCCGCAUCACUUGUACACGAACUCAAUCCACGAUAUCUUGGUGCACUACGGUGUCGAAGCCGCGCGCAAUGCUAUUGUCAAAGAGUUGGCGGGUGUCUUUGGCGGUCACGGUAUCUCUGUCGAUCCUAGACAUUUGAUGCUCAUUGCGGACUACAUGACUAGAGAUGGUGUGUACCAGGCUUUCAGUCGGAUGGGGUAUAGAGGUAACCCGAGUCCGUUCAUGAAGAUGAGUUUCGAGACGACGGUGAAUUUUUUGAGGGACGCAGUGUUGGAGGGUGAAGGGGAUAAUUUUGCGGGACCCAGUGCGAGGAUUGUGGCGGGGAGAAUUGGUGGGGUUGGGACGGGUGGCAUUGAUGUUUUCUUACCGGUUGAUGCGGCGGAGAAGGAGGGUGGAGAGGAGGAGAUGAUUUUGGCGGCGGAUGAGGAUGGUGAUGUUGAGAUGGAGGACUAA
Zymoseptoria tritici IPO323 is the source of this 5169-nucleotide messenger RNA. RefSeq lists its product as uncharacterized. Gene Ontology annotation, molecular function: DNA binding; DNA-directed RNA polymerase activity. The transcript has a single exon. Gene Ontology annotation, cellular component: RNA polymerase I complex. Gene Ontology annotation, biological process: DNA-templated transcription. Bases 1 to 5169 code for a protein of 1722 amino acids. The record is from RefSeq and is a predicted model, not a curated record. NCBI's taxonomy places the organism in Eukaryota, Fungi, Ascomycota, Dothideomycetes, Mycosphaerellales, Mycosphaerellaceae.